AUGGCAGGCACCGUGCGGAGAUUGUUGCGUAUCUCUUCGUUGCUUCGAAUUCACUUCGAUCGUCGUAGAGAAUUCCAUCUCUGUCAAACAAGGGAAAUGGUUUCAAAGCCUACUUCGCAGUACACAACCACAGUGGCCAAUUCAGCUCAGUUUAUCGACAUGAGAUCGGACACGGUUACCCUUCCUUCUGACGAAAUGAAGCAAGCCAUGGUGAAUGCAAUGCUUGGAGAUGACGUCUAUGGAGAAGAUCAGACAGUUAACAAAUUGGAGGCCAGAUGUGCAGAACUAUUUGGAAAGGAAGCUGGCCUGUUUGUUGCCAGUGGAACCAUGGGUAAUUUGUUAGCCAUAAUGGCACAUUGCCAACGUGGUGACGAGAUCAUCGUGGGCAAGCACAACCAUAUCCAUCGCUGGGAGCAGGGUAACUAUGCUCAGCUUGCAGGUGUAAGCGCCACAACGAUUGACGUCGAUGGCGAAGGUAAGAUGAAAAUUGAAGACAUCGAGGAGGCGAUUCGAGUGCGCGAUGUCCACAUGCCAAACACGCGUCUGAUUUGCCUCGAAACCACUCACAACUAUUCGGGAGGACGAGCUCUGCCCAUGGAAUAUAUCAUAUCGGUGCGAGAGUUGGCCUCAAAAUAUGGUCUCAAUGUUCAUAUCGACGGAGCUCGCAUCUACAACGCUUCCAUAGCUCUCGGAGUUAAGGUA
Molecule: messenger RNA, 702 nt
Organism: Ostertagia ostertagi
Lineage: Eukaryota; Metazoa; Nematoda; Chromadorea; Rhabditida; Trichostrongylidae
Source: the annotation of a GenBank genome assembly